Vollenhovia emeryi is the source of this 3260-nucleotide messenger RNA. Its product is annotated as rhotekin-2-like. Lineage: Eukaryota; Metazoa; Arthropoda; Insecta; Hymenoptera; Formicidae. Bases 1134 to 2708 code for a protein of 524 amino acids. Gene Ontology annotation, biological process: septin ring organization; mitotic cytokinesis; actomyosin contractile ring assembly. The record is from RefSeq and is a predicted model, not a curated record. Gene Ontology annotation, cellular component: actomyosin contractile ring. The transcript has 8 exons.
UCUCUCUCUCUUUCUCUCUCGGCUUCUUUCUCUCCCUGUCGCUUUUUCCUUCGCGCGACGCCAGCCAGCACCGCUUCUCGCCGCCCGCGGAUUAUUUUCGUUCCGCUAAUUACGUGUGUGUGCGCGCGCGAGCCCGAGACUCUCUGUCUUCUAGUCCGAUCUAGUCGCGCCGCGCGACCGGUUCCGUUUGUCAGAAGCGCCGGUUGUCGUCGACCCUCCGCACGAUCGUCCUGGGGAGACCCCCACGUGGCGCGGAGGACGCCCCAUUGUUCGGCGAAACGACGACGACGACGAUCCGUGAAACCGCAGGAGUGACGACGGGAGGAGGAAGAGGAGGACGUCUCUUCGGUUUUCACGCGAUAGCGGCGAAACGCACGACGUGUGGCUGGGCGUAGACCCAACACCGGAAACGGGAAAGAGUAAAAAUUGGGCGGCGAAGCCGGGCAGAGCGAGGUAGCGGCGAGGAACGAGAGACGGCGUGUCCUCUCGUUUGUCGCGCCGCGCGGAGGCGCGGUGCCGUCACCGCUUAUUUUGUAGCCGGCGGAAAAACGUAGGACGACCGGAUCUAAGCCGACACCGCCGUGCGGCGACUCGCGCGUCGCGUCCGCCUUUGAAAGGAGUCGGGAGGUCGAGCCGACGGGGCCCGCGGGUAACGUGACAACAAUAUUUUCGUCGUCUCGCCCGGAGCUUGGAGGUCAAGGUUCGCGCGGUGCGCGGUCGUGCGCCGAUCGGAGCGGGCCAAGUGGACGGCGAGCCUCGGUGGAGAGAGAGACGUCUACCUCCGUCCACCUUGACUCGAAUCCUACCAAGGAAAGAGCGGAAGACGACCUUCUUUCUCCUUUGGCAUCCGUUCAAGGCGUCGCGGGGAUAAAGCGGCCCGAGACUGCUCCGUGCGAAAUUGUUCGCCGCCUGACGGCACCGUACCGUGAAAUCGUAGUGUCUCUGGAGGAGGCGGAAGCGAGUGAUCCCGAGCGACCCAUGACCGCGGACCCGCGACGAUCAUGCACCCUCGAGGUCGGCCGCGAGUCGUCGGGUUCCGAGUAGUCACGGGCCGGUUGGCCGGGGGGUCGACACGCGACUCGAACGACGAGUAGCAACGUAAUUCGUGGGAAAGAGAGAAGAAAGGAAGGAAGAUGAACUCGUGCUUCCCGCAUUUGGCGCUGCUGAAUCCGCGGAACGCGAACAAGUCGCGGGACCGGCGCAACGACGAGUGCAACGUCGCGAACGCCGAGGACACCCGGACGCGAACGAGGACCCCAGCGUCGUCGGGGAAGAGCGACGUCUUUCAAGACUUGGACUUGUAUUACGUUCGGCAGAUCGCACGGAACUCGAAGGAGCAUGACCUCGAGCAGAAGAUCGAGGUGGAGAUCAAGAUGAGAGAGGGCUCGGCGAGACUUCUGGCAGCCGCGAAGCAUCGCGCCCAGAGCCUGGAAGCCGCCAAGGCGUUGCUCACGUCCAACGAGAGGAUGUCGGUCUACAUGGCCGAGUUGCACAGCCGCCGUCACGAAUCUGUUAAACAAUCAUGCACUUCUGGAAGUACCAGAAGCACAGGCAAAUUGUCGAUCUCGGAUCUUAGGAUACCGUUAAUGUGGAGAGACUCCGAUCACUUCAAGAAUCGCGGCGACCAUCGUCGGUUCGCCGUAUUCUGCUUGGCACGACUGGGCACGGAAAUCCACGACACCUCCUUGCUGUGUCCCAUCGACAGAGCUCAUACGGAUCUCAGUUUUCCCGACGUGUUAAUAUUCAAUAAUGUGCCAGCCGAAUUUGAGUUAGUCUUAGAAAUCUACAGUCAUGUUUUGCAAGAGGACUUGAGUAUCGCCAGCACGCCGAGAAGAAUCAAAAAGACCAUUCACUCGUCGAUCUCGAAAACUGUGGGCAAGAAGCUCGCCGCUUCGCUUCGUGAUGAAUUCGGUUCCGCCAAAUCCGGACCGCACUUUGAUUUGGUAGCUCGCGCAAAACUGACCUUGGACGACACGGACGACAACACACACACGCACGACCUUCUUAUUAAUAGCGUUGAGAACAAGUAUCACUCUUUACCGCUUUUCGGUCACUUUUGCUGCCGAUUGGCGGUGCAGCCAGAAUGCAUCAAUAAGGACAUGUGCAUUGGCAAUCUGAAAGUAGAUAGUCAGGAUCAUUGGGCACGCCUGCAAGGAUUUUGUUUAAAAAUAUGGGAAUCAAAGAAGCACGCGGAGGAAAGUCAAAAUCCGGAACACAUGGUACCCGUUAACAAAAGAACAAUCGUUCAACCGUCCAAAACUUCCGGCAAAGAACUUUUGGUCAAUAAUUCUGGGAACGGCAUGGAAAAACUGUUGCCGAUUAAAUUUGAAUCAAAGGAGGAAGCUCAAAAAUGGUCGAGGCUUUUGUUGGCGCACAUUAAUGACCAUUCGAGGUGGAAACAUGCUGUGGAAGUACUUCAAAGGGUGUCCAACAUUGAAAGCACGAGAAAUUCCUUUAUCAGUAAUAAAAGACAGGGCUCCUUGUACGACGAGACACCUUUGAUAGAAUCAAUCCCAUCGGAUUACACUUCCGCGAGACCUACUGUACAAACGAUCUUUGAUCUCACACCUAGUACUAGUCUAAGCAGUUGUAGUUCCACGAAUAGCCUAGCGAGCUUACGUUCACGUUCAUUGAGUAUCAGCGGCGUGUUUAAGCAUGGUGCCAUUUCUUUAAAGCCCCACCUGGCUCCUGCUAAUAAAAAGGCGUAACGACUUUGUAGUUCUUUACGAAGAAUCUAUUGUACAAAUGUCGAGGACUAUUGAUGAGUAUGGCUAAAUAUUUUUUAACUUGGAUAUUGAUGUGUAUAUUUAAUUGGUAAUUGAGAUCGAAGAAAGAUUAAUUGAUUAUAAUUAACCGAGGAGACUUGUAGGGAAGAUUUUAAUUCGGUUGAAAGUGUAAUGUGUAUCGAUUUAUUAAUUCGAUUUGUAUGGAGUUUUUUUUAUAUAGGGUUACACAGUACAAAGGAUAUUGAUUAAUUUCUCUUCUUUUCUACUUUUAUAAUGCGAAAUUUUGUAUAAUCGCUAAAAGUACAAGGACAGCCCUAUUGUAUAAUGAGUUUAUAAGUUGUUAGAAAAUACAUAGGAGCAUUGCAAUAUUUAGUACGGCUGUAAGAAGAUAUUAAUAUAGAUUUAUAUAUAAUAUAUAUAUUUAAUAUAAUAAAAAUAUAUGACUGCAUGCAUAUAUUUGCCGGAACACAAUUUGCCUUUUUAAAAACCCUGUAAUUUCUGUACACACAAUUUGAAAGAAAAAAUUUUAAUUGA